AUGCUAAGAUGUUUUAACAAAUUUCACUUCAACUGUGCAAGAGAUAUUAACAGCAAACAUCGGGGGAUCAUUAACUGUAUGAAGGGGCUUAUGAAUUAUGCUGGGCAAGCGAACGAAUAUUUUGAAAAAAUAAACGAGGAGUACAAAAAUGCACAACGGCUUAUUCCGUUAAAUGAAAAUGAGACAUUAAAAAUAAGAAAUUUGUUAAUUAAAAUUACAAAUGAAAAAGGGUUACUUAACAAAAUUGCACAGUUGUAUAGCAUUCCUUUAUUUUUUUUAAUGGACAAUGAUGUUCGAAAUAAUUUUUUGAAAUGUCUCAGUGAAGAUACUACUCAUUCCUAUGAGUUAAGAGAGUUGCUUAUGAACGAAUUUAACAGCGAAGGUGGUAAUAAUAAUUAUAAUAACUUCUAUAUUAAAAAUAAUAGUGUUUUAAAAAAUGGAACUGAAAUGGAAAGUUUAGAAUGUAAAAAAGAUGAUAUAAUAAAAAAGGAGGAAAUUCGUUAUGGAAAAAUUUUCACCAUUUUUCAAAAUUUUAUAAAAAAAUACUACUACAAACAAUGGAUUUUUUAUGAACAUGUAAGAAAAAUAUGUGAUUUUACAGAAGUAAAUGAAUUUAUAAAAAAAAGGAAAACAACAAGGAAAUUAUAUUUAUAUGUUGGUCCAACGAAUAGUGGUAAGACAUAUGAAGCUUUUACCAAAUUAAUUCAGUCAAAAAAUGGGUUAUAUUGUGCCCCUUUAAGAUUGCUAGCAUGGGAAAUACACAAAAAAUUAAUAAAAUUAAAUAAAGUUGUAAAUUUAUUAACAGGUCAGGAAAUAGCCAAAAAAAAAGACAAUUCACAUACAGUUUGUACAAUUGAAAUGACUCCUUUAAAUAAAAAUUAUGAUUGUGCAAUUAUUGAUGAAAUUCAAAUGAUUAAUGAUAGCAUCCGAGGAUAUGCUUGGACAAAUGUAUUGAUAAAUUUAAAAUGUGAAAAGAUAUAUUUAUGUGGUAGUGAAUAUAUUGUACACUUAAUUAAAAAUUUAUCUGAUAUAUUAAAUGAUCAAUUAAUUAUAAAACGAUUUAAUCGAUUAACCAAAUUGGAGUUACAGGAGCAUACAGAAAAUUUAGAAAAUCUUAAAACAGGUGAUUGUAUAAUAACAUUUUCAAGAAGCAAUAUUAUGUUAUUAAAAAAAAAGUGUGAACAAUUAAAAAAAAGAGUUUUUAUUAUUUAUGGGUCUUUACCCCCAGAAACUAAGAAGAAACAAAUAGAGUUGUUUAACAAUUAUUGUAACUUAGGUAAAGAAGAUAAGGAAGUAGGAAACAGCUCAAUGGAUACUAGGAUAACUACUUUAAAUGGUAGAAAUAAAGACAUGCUUAAUGAAAAAGAUUAUAGUGAUAAGGAAACUAUUUUAAUUGCUACAGAUGUUAUAGGUAUGGGUCUGAAUAUUAGCAUAAAGAGGAUAUUAUUUUAUUCUUUGAAAAAAUAUGAUGGAGAUAAUUUAAGGUAUUUAAGUAUUUCUGAAAUUUUGCAAAUAUCAGGAAGAGCUGGUAGGUAUGAUGAAAAGUGCACAGAAAAAAUAGUUGGUUAUAUAACUUGUGUGCAUUUAGAGGACCUAAACAUGUUAAGAAAUAUUUUUAAAAAUAGAAAUCUUUGCCAUUUAACUGGGAAUGAACAAGUAGAAAGAAGAAAGAAUAUUUCAACUGUCGAUCGUACCGAAUUUUCAAACGAGAUAAAUGAAGAUUUUAGCCAACCUUACAAAUAUAUUUAUAAUGGCACGUGCACUUAUCUUAGCAGUGUGUUAAACAUAGUGUGUCGUCAAAACAACCACGAGUUAUGUACUUCCUCUGUAACAUCAGUCAGCAACGGGCGUAUGAAACAUGAUGCACCUGCAAAGGUCAGAAUUGAAUCAAACACAAACGAUGAUAAUAGAGAUUAUGCUGCUAAUAAUUACGAUAAUGUUGCUAAUAAUUAUGAUGGUGAUACUAAUUACGAUGGGCGAAGCUUCUUACACAAAAACGAACGUAGCGUACCGUUACGUGCAGGAUAUUUUCCCGAUUUUGGUACUAUCGAAAAUUUAGGAAGAAUAUUAGAAUAUGAACACAAGGCAAACAUACAAUUACAUGAAAUAUUGGAAAUACUAGUUGAUUAUUUAAAGUUAAAUGAUUAUUUUUUUUUAACCAAAAAUUAUAACCAAAUGAUAUUUAUUGCUAAAUUUUUAAAACAUAUAAAUAUGGAAAAACGAAUUUUGUUUAUAUAUACCUUAGCUCCUAUUAAUAUAAAUAAUGUAAUUAUUUUAAAUGUAAUGAAAACAUUUUCUAUGUGUCAUAGUAUACUUGGGUAUGUUGAUUUUUUUGAAUGUGUAGAUCGCGAUGUCCUACCUACACUAUCUGAGGAACAAAAUUUUAAAAGUGAAACUAAUCAUUAUGAUGAAGAUAUGAUGGGAAAGGUACCCUUACUUGUGGGAAACGAUACCAUUGUCAAUAAUUCUACUGUUUUGGUCGACACGGAUAGCGAAAAUGUAAACAUCAACCAGAUAAGCAUCGAAUGCAUACGAAGUAAACGUAUAAGCAGCGAACGUGUAAGCAGCGAACGUAUAAUAAGUAAACGUAUAAGCAGUGAACAUGUAAUAAGUGAACACAUAUACAAUGAUCAUAUAAAGAAUGAACAAAUAAAUAACUGCAACAAUCCACAUAACAAUCUCCCUGCGUUUGGUGUCAGAUUCCCAUUAAACACGCCCUCAAAAGAUGGUCAACCCCUAAGUAGUUGUUCUUCAGGGGAUAAUUACUAUACCAACAUAGGUUUUGACGAGUAUACCAAAGUAUUAGAAGUUUACUAUGAAAUAAUUGAUUUAUUCUGCUGGUUGCAUACAAAAUUUCCUAAUAUAUAUAAAAAUAUAAAUUUAGUAAACGACGAAAAAAAUAAAGUUUCUACUGAAAUUAUUCACAUGUUAACAAAAUGUUAA
Molecule: messenger RNA, 2943 nt
Organism: Plasmodium malariae
Lineage: Eukaryota; Apicomplexa; Aconoidasida; Haemosporida; Plasmodiidae
Gene: SUV3
Product: ATP-dependent RNA helicase SUV3, putative
Exons: 1
Coding region: 1-2943 (980 amino acids)
Biological process (GO): mitochondrial RNA 3'-end processing; RNA catabolic process
Cellular component (GO): mitochondrial degradosome
Molecular function (GO): nucleic acid binding; ATP binding; RNA helicase activity
Source: RefSeq, a predicted model, not a curated record